UUCCUGGUUACUUAUAUUUCUCCAGCAAUGGGUGCUUCGGUUUGCGGUAUUAGCGUCUUAUAUUUGUGGGUUCUUGCGGGGCUGCUGUGUAGGGUGGAAUCCUCGGUGCGGCCGCAAUCUGAUGCCUUGUUGCCUUUAGUAAUCAACACUUGGUCAUUCCAGAACGCUGCAGAGGCAGCAUGGCGAGUAUUAAAUUCAGGAGGAUCUCCUUUGGAUGCAGUAGAGCAAGGCUGCACUCAGUGUGAAAUAGAUCAGUGUGAUGGCACUGUGGGGUAUGGAGGAAGUCCUGAUGAAGCAGGCGAAACCACUUUAGAUGCAAUGAUUAUGAAUGGUAAGACAAUGGAAAUCGGAGCAGUUGCUAAUCUCAAACGUAUAAAGAAUGCCAUUGGCGUGGCUAGGGCUGUGAUGGAACAUACUAGACACACAUUUUUAGUUGGAGAAUCAGCGUCUUUGUUUGCUGAAAGUAUGGGUUUUACAUGUGAAGAUUUGACCACAAACAAAUCCUUUUCUAUUUAUUCAAAGUGGAUUGAUCAAGAAUGCCAACCAAAUUUUAGAAAGAAUGUGAUUCCGGAUCCUUCAAAAUCAUGUGGACCCUACAAACCUAUUAGAGGACUGGAAGAUGUAAAAGUUCACAAAGAAAUAAAUAUCAACAACCAUGACACAAUAGGAAUGAUUGCAAUUGACAAAAAUGGGGAUAUUGCAGUAGGUACAUCUACAAAUGGUGCAAGUCACAAAAUCCCAGGCCGUGUGGGGGACUCUCCAAUCCCUGGUGCUGGAGCAUAUGCAGUUAAUGCAGUAGGAGGAGCAUCUGCUACAGGAGAUGGGGAUGUCAUGAUGAGAUUCUUGCCAAGUUAUCAAGCUGUGGAAUACAUGAGACUGGGAGCAGAUCCUACUGCAGCCUGCCAGAAAGCAAUUCAAAGAAUUCAGAAGUAUGUUCCAGAAUUCUUUGGGGCGGUCAUCUGUGCCAACAUCACAGGAAGUUACGGUGCUGCCUGCAAUAAGGCUCCAGGGCUCUUGAAGUUUCAUUUUUCCGUUUUCAAACCUGGGUUGCCGCAUUCUCAAGUGGAAGUAGUGGAUUGUCUAUAGUGUGUAAAGUAAAUUAUUUGUCAUGAUCUUUAUGCACUGUAUCAGUUUGUUUGCAUUUAAUCAAGGUUUUAAACUUUUUUUGUAUUACAAUUUUGUUUUCUAAUGUCUGAACAGACUCAAAAAUACAGUGUGUUCAAUGUCACACUGUAUAUCCAUAUAAAAUAUGUCUAUCAAUGUGGAAUUUUGUAUAUUUGCAUCUGUUUAAUAAACACUUUUCUUUUGAUAAUGA
This is a messenger RNA of Bombina bombina (fire-bellied toad), 1315 nucleotides long. RefSeq names its product aspartylglucosaminidase (gene AGA). Lineage: Eukaryota; Metazoa; Chordata; Amphibia; Anura; Bombinatoridae. The record is from RefSeq and is a predicted model, not a curated record. Gene Ontology annotation, cellular component: lysosome. Bases 28 to 1086 code for a protein of 352 amino acids. The transcript is spliced from 9 exons. Gene Ontology annotation, molecular function: N4-(beta-N-acetylglucosaminyl)-L-asparaginase activity. Gene Ontology annotation, biological process: protein deglycosylation.